This is a messenger RNA of Stylonychia lemnae, 384 nucleotides long. NCBI's taxonomy places the organism in Eukaryota, Ciliophora, Spirotrichea, Sporadotrichida, Oxytrichidae. The record is from the annotation of a GenBank genome assembly.
AUGUCAAGCAAAGUAUAUCUAUUGAUAUUUACACUUGUAUUUGUUUCACUACAUUUUUCAAUCACUAACUCAGUGCAGCAAAGAUCUCUCUCAUAGAAUUCUUUCCAAAGACCAGCUUUCCUAUCAGAGACUGCAGAUUCUAACCAAAAUCCAAGGUUCCUUGCUUAGAAAUCUUCAGGACGCUUCAGAACAUCUUCUAUUGUGUAUGUUGGAGGAGGCAGAUAUUACUACUCUGGAAGGUCAGCAACUUUUGGUGAAACUAUGAUCGGUUUGGGAGUUAUAGUCGCUUUUAUCCUCGUUGCUGCUGCAAUUGUUUGGACUUGUGAGAAAUGCGGCUGCUGCAAAAAACAUCAUGAGCACCAUGACGAGCAUGAACAUAAGUGA